This is a messenger RNA of Ostrea edulis (European flat oyster), 7721 nucleotides long. RefSeq names its product heat shock 70 kDa protein 12A-like. NCBI's taxonomy places the organism in Eukaryota, Metazoa, Mollusca, Bivalvia, Ostreida, Ostreidae. The record is from RefSeq and is a predicted model, not a curated record. Bases 494 to 2236 code for a protein of 580 amino acids. The transcript is spliced from 5 exons. Gene Ontology annotation, molecular function: ATP-dependent protein folding chaperone; ATP binding.
ACAUGUUUUGUUAGUAAUGUUUUCCGAUAACAUCCUUACAACAGGAGUACAAUGUUAUGAAAACGUUUUGUGCUACCUGGGAAUGUGUUUUCUAUAUUAAAUCUUCUGGACUACUUUUACACCCUGAAGAAUAAAUAAAAGUCAUUUGAAUGCAAGCACUUUCACUUAUAUACGUACCAUAGGACCGAUUUGCAUUUAGUCGCUUCUUUACUAAGGACCUAUUCUAACCCGGAUCCUUACCGCCCCGGACUACGUUCACACCCACCCGGACAUUACACCCACCCGGACAUUACACCGACCCUAACCACACUGGCACCUAUCGGCUUCCGUACGAUUGUGACUAUUGGCCUGUGAAUGACGGUAGGUUUUUUGGUGAUGGAAUAUUGGGAUUGGAUUCAGUGAGGGCUAUUGAAUUCUCAUGGGCGUAUUUUAGUACACACAAAGCGAAAGUAGACAAUUGUUUUUUGAUAAUGAUCCGAUUCAACAAAUAAAGAUGGAUUCAAAGGUUUCCAGCAAAUGUAGCAAGUUUAUAGUCGCUGCCAUUAACUUUGGAAACACAUAUUCCGGAUACGCAUUCUCUUUAAAACAUCACUGGGGUAAAGUGCUGACCAAUGCAUGGCAAGGAGGGUCACUCCUUUCUCACAAGGCCCCUACAUGCCUGCUUCUGAAGAAGGACUUCUCGAUAUCUUCGUUUGGAUACGAUGCUGAAGACAAAUAUUCAGAUCUUACAUCAGAAAACAAACACAAGGACUAUUAUUUUUUUCAGCGGUUUAAAAUGAUUCUUCAUGAAGAUGUCUCUGUAAAACGGCACAUUCAAUGCCAGGACAUUAAUGGCGAAACUAUAGAGGCUGGUAUUGUCUUUAUGCACUGCAUCAAGUACCUGAAAAAUCACCUUUAUGAACAAAUAAAGAAAAGUUUUUUGAACACCAAGGACGAUGACAUUCAGUAUGUGUUGACUGUGCCAGCCAUAUGGGGAGACAAAGCGAAAAUGUUCAUGAGGGAAGCUGCAAUUAAGGCAGGGAUUAAACAGGCGGAUUUGGUCAUAGUGCUGGAACCAGAGGCGGCAUCUAUCUACUGCCAAUACUUGCACAUUGCUAAAAAUGACAGUGCAUCUUUGGCUUUGGGAGUCGUCAAACCAGGCACAAAGUACAUGCUGGUUGACCUCGGGGGUAGUACAGCAGAUAUCACAGUGCAUCAGAAGUGCGAAGACAAUACUUUGGAAGAAAUUCUUCCAGCAAGUGGAGGACCGUGGGGAGGAAAAUCUGUGGUGGAUGUCUUUAUGAAAUUUAUGACAGAAUUAAUGGGAGAAAAAGUCAUGAAAGAUUUUAAGAAAGAAAGCAUGGAAGAUUAUCUUGAAAUUAUGAGAACUUUUGAAUCAAGGAAAAGUACUAUAAAACCCGAUGAGGAUGGGGAUACACACAUGACUAUACCACGAGCCCUUUUUAAGUUAUGCACAAAAUCAAAUGGUGUCAAAGAUUUCAAAGAUGUCAUUGAUAAACACGAAAAGUAUAGAAAUGAUGUGAAAUAUGCUGCAGGAAGACUUAAAUGGGAAAACAAAUAUUUUCGGGGAUUUUUCAAGAAAACUAUUGACAGCAUUGUCAAACAUAUUGACGAGUUGUUUGAAGAGGAUGUUGUUAGAGAUGUUGACAUCAUCGUAAUGGUUGGAGGCUUCUCAGAAUGCAUGCUGGUUCAGGACGCAAUCAAAAAGAACUUUGAUCAGAAAAUUGUCAUUGUACCAGAGGAUGCAGGAUUAGCUGUAGCCAGGGGUGCUGUAUAUUUCGGUCAUGUCCCUGACGCCAUAUCGCGGCGAUCGGCACCGUAUACUUAUGGAUUCCAGACGUGGCCAGAAUUCAAGGCAGAUCGUCAUCCAAAGGAGAAAAAGGUCGAGAUCCAAGGAUCCAUGCGGUGUCGUGAUGUUUUCUUCAAGGUCAUCACAAAAGGUGAGAAGAUUAUGCCAGGACAUUUGAAAUCCCAAGUCUUCCAGGUCUUGAAUAGCGGGAAACAAUGUCUGGAGUGUGGCGUAUUUAUUUCCGAUUCAACGAAUCCUAAUUUUGUUGAUGAUCCUGGCUGCAGAAUGCUUGGGAUUCUGCAAGUUCCAUUAUCUGGUGGGGGCGAGCAGACAACCUCUGUAAUCGAGGAAUCCUUGAUUUUUGGUGAAACUGAGUUGAGAUUUCAAGCCAGAGAUGUUUAUACUAAAGUAAACCGCGAGGUUAUUUUUGAUCUCCACAAAGACUGAUCAAUAACUAUCCAAUGGAAGGAGACACCAUAAAGACAGUGAAUCAAUUGUGACAAGUAAAACGAUAAACAACAACAAAUACAACAAGCAUACGUGUUUAUUUAGGGGUCUCAAGUAGGUAUGGUUUAUUUUAAACCAUACAAAUUAUAUUUUGAGUCCUUUUCUUUACAAAUAUUCUCAGGUAAUUAAAUCUCCUUACUGAAGUUUGUAGACUAUUGUUUUUGCUCGGUUCUUAUUCCUUCUUUCUCACGCCUAAAAUUGUCUUAAGUAGCCAUUCUCCGUAACCCAUUAAUGAAAGUAUCAGAUACUCAAAGAUAUCAUAGGCUAAUGUAUUGAUAAACUAGUUUUGCAAAAAUGGUAUAAUCUUUACUCAUUACAACCCGCACUUUUAAUCUACACAAAAUAACUACCAUAAAGCCGUAAGCCAGGCGAGCUUGUUGGGGCAGCCGGCGUUUAUUAUGUAACGCCAUACAAAUGCACAUAUAUACAUACAAUGCUAUAUUUUAUAAACGACACUAACUUGUACGGUAUUGUGAAACGAAAACAUGAAGUACUGCUUUGUUUAAAAUUUUAAACCCCCAUCACUGACGUUAAAAACCGCCCAGGAAAAAACAUAGAUGGUUAACUAUGGAAACCUGUGUCCGCACAAGUGUAAAUAACGUCUCUGGGGCAAUGCCGGACGAGCAUUUAAGCAGUACUGUAGUAAUAAACAUUGAAAAAUGAUAGUAAUUUGAGGUAAUCUUUGAAAAUUUGAUAUUUAAAAAAUAAAGCUCGAGCGCCUCGUGUGAAGCGUUGACUUAGAAUGACCAAACACGAGACUAUUACUCGAAUUCACUACAAUUCUAUUGGCCUUCCUAUGGCCCCGCCUACUUUUUUUCGCAUUGAUACGUUUCUAUCAUACAAGAUUUUCCCGCUAUUCUACGAAACACGGGAAAAAUCUAGUAUAAUCUUUACUCAUUACAACCCGCACUUUUAAUCUACACAAAAUAACUACCAUAAAGCCGUAAGCCAGGCGAGCUUAGAAUUUAAGUCGUCCAAAAGUUAGAUAUGAAAAGCAAAAUAUAAAUCAAAAUGAAUAAUCUUUCACAAACAUGAAAAUAAUGAACUAUUGAUGUUACAAUCCCAGAUUUUUUGAAACUGACAUCCGAUUUUCAAUACUGUCUUUGAUAUAACCGUCUUUUGAGGAAUCUGAAAUCCAACGUCCGUGCUUUUUCCAAAUUCUGUUUUUAAUAAACUUGCACCACUUGCUAAAUGACGACAUAUAUUUUUUACACGUAUUAACACUUUUUGAUUUUAUGAGAAAUUCACAUAGUUUCUUUGCUAAGAGGACGUUGUUUGAGUCGUCCAGGGUAAUUCCAGUGGCGCUCACAAUGUCCUCUAUGUUCUUCUCCAAUCUUAACUCUGAAAAUAAAUACAUUAACGAAAAUAAGCCUUUAGUCAAAUUCUAAUCAUACUAUUACCAUAUCGAAGAUGUUGGAACUCCCAAAUAUUUCGUUUUCUCCCUUGCCCUUUUGGGUAAUAUAAGACGUAAAAUACUUUUUGUCUUGAACGCCAUUCUCCCAUGUAUCCCCCUUUUUAAGCAUUGGCCAAAAAGGUGCAGAUUUCCACAACGGAGUAACUAAACUCCCCCCCCCCCCCCCCCGUCUGAUAUGAGUUUAUUUAUUGUUUUACAAAUAAGUCUAGGUGGAGGUACUAGCCAGUUAUUGUCCUCUCCCCAAAAUUGCUUAAAAGCUUCUACCCCACUGGUGUUAGAACACCACCAUCUUGAAUUAAAUUUAAUACACUUGGUAUUAUAAUCUGUUGCGAACCUGUCGCAUGUGUGAGGCCCCCAUAGAGUAUCCAUUUCUUUGAAAAUGUGAUUUUUGAUUCCCCAGUCAUCACUAUCGUAACAUCUACUCAACGUAUCCGCAUGGACAUUUUUAUUUCUUGGUACCCAAACACAGUUAAGUGCGACGUUGCUGUGAGAACAUUUCUUACGAAUUUCUUGUGCAAUCCUAUGCAAAUGAGGCUUUCUACUGCUCACCUCUAAUAUUCUACUGACAUUUUUACUGUCUGUGUGCCAAUCUACACUUUCUCCAUGAAUACUUUCUCCUAUAGUAUUCAAUGAUCUAUUAACAGAUUCUAGUUCUCUCGCAAGUAGAACUCUCACAAGAUUCCUCACUUGUCCACAAUCCUAUGACUUCUGAAUUAUCAUGGCCUUCUAUAAAUGCACCGUACCCAGUAUCUGAUGCAUCGCUAUAGACGUUCAAGUUCGAGUUACUCUUGCGAACUCGAAUAUGAUCUGAAUUAAGGCUCGACAGAUUUUCUCUCCAAAAUUUCAAUUCCUCUACUGACCCUGAAUUCAACUCAAUAUAAGAGUGCCAACUGAAUCUUGACAAAAUAUCUUGAUACAAACACCUUGUGUAAAAAUUUACCGCGUGUCCUACCGCGGCUUCCAUAGAUAUAAGCUGACCUGUGAUGCUAGCAAUAGCCCUAACGUGGAACCUGUUUUGACCGGUUUGAAUUAGUUUUAAAACAUUUUUUAUACAAUUCAUUACCUUCUCAAUUCGCUCAAAAGUAACUUUCAAAUUACCUGUCUCUGUAUUCCACUCUAAACCCAACCAAACAACUUUUUGUUUUGGAUGCCAUUCACACUUAGAUUCAGCAAUCACAAAACCCAAUUCAGAAAGAUCCUUUCUUACAAGUCUACUAAUAGACUCUGCUUCUGAAAAACUAUUAGAUCCUGCCAAACCAUCAUCCAAAUACAUGAUCACUUGUAAUCCUAAACUCCUCCAAUACUGAACAACUUUUCUCAAAACUUUUGUAAAAAUAAAGGCUGCCGAGGAAAUGCCAAAAGGUAAAACAUUAAACACGUAAUAUUUUUUCUGACCAUCAUGCUCCCAAUGAAAACCCAAAUAUUUUCUGUGUUCUUCAAAAAUUUCUAUAUGAUGAUAUGCAGACUUAAGGUCGAAACUAAACAAAAAAUAUCCUGUAUCAAAAAGUUCCCGAGCAGUUCUAGUAUCUUCCAUCCGAAAUACAAAAUCAUGAAUGAACUUAUUGAUGUGUCUGCAAUCUAAGACUAAGCGUGGUUUACCUGAUUUAUUGAAAGCCACGGUCAAUGGAUUGACCACAAAGGGAAUGUGAGUUACCUGUGUUAUACAAAGUUUCUGAAGAAGCUUUUGAAUUUCUUGGUAAACAAUACUCACGUUGUAUCUGGCAGAUUUGUUGUUGUUAAAAAACUCACUUGAUGGAACGUGCUUAAAUGGAAUUCUGUAACCAUGCUCUAUAAUACUCAAGACAUAAUUGUCCGUACAAAUGCCCUUCCAUUUCGACAAAUGCAUUUUCAAACGUAAAUAUGGACUGACAUUUUCAGUAUCGUGAACAUUUUCAGAAACUAUAAACUGACUAUUUGUUGUAUCAGCUUUAACAGAAUUGCUAUUGUAAUGAACUUUAGCAUUUUCAUCUAUAAUACUUGUACUUAUCUUUACUAGCGUUUCCUUGUUACAGUCCCGUGCCCAAUGCCCCGGGAAGCCGCACUUGAAACAGGUCCCUGGCUUCUUGUUGCUGUCACUUUUGUUUGACUUCUCAGAUGUUGAUUUGUCAGGAGUUGUAUAAGGUGCGAAUCUGCUUUGAAAUCUGGCUUUUUGAGCUCGUUCUUCCUUCAACUUCUUUUCCGCGCGCAUCUCUGCUUUAAAUAUUCUUUUCUCGUCUUCCUCGUCCGAUGCGAGCUCGUGCUGAGUAUAUUCUUGUACUGUUCUCCAACCAUUUUUUGACGAGUCAGCAAGUUUUACUAGCUUUUGUCUAUCGUCUAUAAGCUCUAUACCUUCCGUAAUGCUUUGGAAAGCGGCCUCGGCUUCACCUUCGUUGAUGUGGGUGUUGGCCUGUACCAUUUUAUCUCUCACGGUGUUGUUAAACUUUAACUGUGCCUCGUUGCCUUUUCUUUUAAAAACGAAAGUCUUAUCGGAAGCCGCUUGAAUUUUGCACAUUUGUUGUUCGUGUUGUUGUUUUUGUUGCUUCGAGAUUUUCACCUCCAAAGAAGCCAAUUUGGAAUCUAUAACGUCUGAGACUAUAGAUAACAAUAUACCCAUUUGUUGGGACUCCAUUUUGCUGCUCCAAAAGUAAAGUUCGAGCGCCUCGUGUGAAGCGUUGACUUAGAAUGACCAAACACGAGACUAUUACUCGAAUUCACUACAAUUCUAUUGGCCUUCCUAUGGCCCCGCCUACUUUUUGGCGCAUUGAUACGUUUCUAUCAUACAAGAUUUUCCCGCUAUUCUACGAAACACGGGAAAAAUCUAUUUUUGUUUUCAGAUGGAAGGGGGGUAUGGUACAUUGGGGGGAGGGGGAUCUAACAUAAGAAUUCUAUGAGGAAAAUUAAUUGCAAAUUCAACAGAUAUAACUUGAAAAAAAAAUACGACAGAUAGAGUCCUAGGGUCUUCUGAAAUGAGAAGAGAAUGUCGGACCCUACAAACUAGUAUCAAGGCUAAGGGACUCCAGCGACCUUGAUCUCUGACCAUGAACAUAAAAAGUGGUAUAAUGUAACUUUAGAAUCGGGACUGAUAGCGACAUUGGGUCAUCAGAAAUGAUAAGAGAAUGAUAGGACCUACAAUUUAGGUAAAUUGACUCCAGUGACCUUGACUUUGAACAUAAAACUGAUAAAUUACUCCAGAACCAGAUCUGAUUGAGACACGGGAUCUUCAGAAAUGAUGAUGGAACCUACAAAUUAAGAUCAAGGUCAUUCAAGUGAUUCCAGUGACUUUAACCAUAAACCCUAUAUGAAUUUAGAACCGGGAUUGAUAUUGACUUUGAAUCUUCAGAAAUGAUAAGAGGUUAAAAGCUAGUAUAAAGGUUAAAUGACUCCUGUGACCUUACCUGGAUCAUAAAAACUUAUUACUUUAGAAUGUAGACAGAUAGAGACAUGGACUUUUCAUGAUGUUGUGACCUACAAACUAGAGUCUGCCUUGACAUUUGACCUUGAUCAUAAAAAUCUCUUAUUACUUAGAUAUCAUUGGGACCGAUAGACAUGGAAUCUUCAAAUGUGAUAAAAGGAUGUUGUGACCUACAAACUAGUAUCAAUGUCAAGUAACCUUGAGCUUUUACUCAUAAACAUCAAAAUGUAAAUAAACAUAUUUUCGUAACUGAUUGACAGGCAUGUUCUUCAUCAAUUAUUUUUAAUGUUUUUCAUUGGCACUAAUUUUGUGCAAGGAAGUUAUCAAUAUCGGGGGGGGGGGGUAAUAGUACUUAGAAAAAGUCCUCUUUUAUACAGUCAAUACAUUGUUUCGGAUAUGUUUUCUAAUCAUCGUUUAUGAUAAUCGUUUGAUAUUCAUAUCUUGUCUUUCAUUUGUAGUGCUAAAAUAAAAUUCAUCAAAUAAUAAUUUGAAAUGUGUAUUCAUCACGGUCGGUGGUAUAAUGGAAUAUCUUCGAAGAAUGAUAAUGAUACCAUUGAAGGAGAUAUUAUGUAAACAUAGUGAAAUAAUUGUGACAUAGAAUAAAAGCAUCUGUACAUGUU